Messenger RNA from Drosophila obscura, 1083 nucleotides. RefSeq lists its product as uncharacterized. The transcript is spliced from 2 exons. Gene Ontology annotation, biological process: regulation of DNA-templated transcription. The record is from RefSeq and is a predicted model, not a curated record. Bases 51 to 893 code for a protein of 280 amino acids. Lineage: Eukaryota; Metazoa; Arthropoda; Insecta; Diptera; Drosophilidae. Gene Ontology annotation, molecular function: double-stranded DNA binding.
CUUGUUUUGAUUUUGUUGUUACAUCGCCCGCACAUUUAUUUGUUCGCAGAAUGCUGAGAAAACUAUUAUUAAACACGCAAAUUGCAUUAAGGCAACAGCAAAAGUUACAAUGCACGCGCUACCUGGCCAUGAAAGCCGCUGCCCCAAAAAUAUUGGAACUGCAGCCGGUGCACAUCGAGGAGGCCAUUAAAUUGGAGCCCACACUAUCCAUCUACACGCCCGAGGUGUGGCGGCGAGCCCAUGAAACAUUCGUAAAUCAUGGCCUGGAAACUGUGAACUUUCUGCGCAUUGUUACCGCCAAUCCGGCUGUGCUGAGACGCACGCCAGAGCGCAUCAUCGGCAGUCUGGAGAUCUGGCGCGCCUGCCAGUUUGGGGAGACUCUGCUGCACCUACUACUGACCAAAUAUCCAGAGCUGUUGGAUGUCAGCGAUUCCCAUCAGUUGCUCUCGCACGUGGGCUUCCUGAAGAGUCGCGUCUCGACCAACAAAAAUGUGUGGAAACUGCUGAUGAACAGCCCCGACUUGCUGGCACAACCAGAGAAAACUAUAGCGGAGAAACUAGACUACAUCAUGGAUGUAAUGCGCAUAGAAGUGCCAGAAUUGGUCAAGUCCGCCGGGCUGUCGAUGGCCUUUGAGGAGCUGCGCUGCCGGCACGAGUUCCUCGUGCGCUUGGGCUUGUUUAAGCCGCGUGCUCCGAAAGCAGAUCCCGAUGAGCCCACCACCAACCACAGAUUGUACCAGAUUACGGACACAUCCGAGAAGACGUUCGCCACAAAGAUCUGCCAUGUCACACUGCCCGAAUACGAGGCCUUCAAGGACCUGCAUGCCCGCGAAAUCGAACGGAAGACAAGGAAACGCAGGGAAGAAGAGGAUUUCAGUGAUGAGGAGGAAUAGGCUAUAAGAAAUAACCCCCCUUUGGGUAUUCGCAAUAUUAAAGAUUUUCAAAGUCAAUCCGCCAAAUUCGUCUGGCUUCUUGAUAUGUAGCAAAUGUGUAGUUACCGUGUUGUAAUUAGCAUGUAAAAUAAGGAACAUUUUUGUUGACCUUCAAUGUUUCAAACUUAUUUUAUAAACAAUCCAAUAAAGU